Molecule: messenger RNA, 1656 nt
Organism: Coffea arabica (coffee)
Lineage: Eukaryota; Viridiplantae; Streptophyta; Magnoliopsida; Gentianales; Rubiaceae
Product: glycerol-3-phosphate acyltransferase 9
Biological process (GO): triglyceride biosynthetic process
Cellular component (GO): endoplasmic reticulum
Molecular function (GO): glycerol-3-phosphate O-acyltransferase activity
Source: RefSeq, a predicted model, not a curated record
CUGCGGGUGGGGGGAAUCAAUAUGAGCCCCUAUUUCUCUCUCUCUCAGGCUCAGCCAGCACUUGGCAUUCAGCGGCCGCAGACAUGCAAUUGAACGAAGGAGAAGAAAGACCCCAAACCAAGAACAAAAGAGUGCAGUUUGGCAAUUAAGAAGAAGGAGGAGGAGGAGAAGAAGAAGAAGAAGAAGGAGAAGAGAUGAGUAAAAUGAAAGCUUCGAGCUCGGAAUUGGAUUUGGAUCGACCAAAUAUCGAGGACUAUCUGCCCUCUGGAUCCAUCCAGGAACCUCACGGCAAACUUCGCCUGCGUGAUUUGCUCGACAUUUCCCCUACCCUCACUGAGGCGGCUGGUGCCAUUGUUGAUGACUCCUUCACACGAUGUUUCAAGUCGAUUCCUUCAGAACCAUGGAACUGGAAUAUAUAUCUCUUUCCUUUGUGGUGCGUGGGUGUCCUUGUCAGAUACUUAGUUCUUUUUCCAUUAAGGGUUAUCGUGUUGACAGUAGGAUGGAUAAUAUUUCUCUCAUGCUAUAUUCCAGUGCAUUUGCUAUUGAAAGGGCAUGACAAGUUGAGAAAAAAAUUGGAGAGGUGUCUUGUGGAGUUGAUUUGCAGUUUCUUUGUGGCAUCAUGGACUGGGGUUGUCAAAUAUCAUGGUCCACGUCCUAGCAUCCGGCCUAAGCAAGUAUUUGUAGCAAAUCAUACAUCAAUGAUUGAUUUCAUUAUUCUGGAACAGAUGACUGCAUUUGCUGUAAUUAUGCAGAAGCAUCCAGGGUGGGUUGGGUUAUUGCAAAGCACUAUUUUAGAAAGUGUUGGAUGCAUCUGGUUCAACCGUUCAGAGGCUAAGGACCGUGAAAUCGUAGCAAGAAAGCUAAGAGAGCAUGUUGAGGGGCCAGACAACAAUCCUCUUCUUAUAUUUCCUGAAGGAACAUGUGUAAAUAAUCAUUACACAGUUAUGUUCAAGAAGGGUGCUUUUGAACUUGGUUGCACUGUUUGCCCAAUCGCAAUUAAGUACAACAAAAUAUUUGUCGACGCCUUUUGGAAUAGUAGAAAGCAAUCCUUCACAAUGCAUCUGUUGCAGCUUAUGACAUCAUGGGCUGUUGUUUGUGAUGUGUGGUACCUGGAGCCCCAAAAUCUGAAACCUGGAGAAACACCAAUUGAAUUUGCAGAAAGGGUGAGGGACAUUAUUUCUGUUCGAGCGGGCCUUAAAAAGGUCCCAUGGGAUGGAUACUUGAAAUAUUCUCGUCCUAGCCCUAAGCAUCGUGAGCGAAAGCAACAGAGCUUUGCAGAAUCAGUUUUGCGCCGCCUUGAGGAGAGAUAGGAAUAUGAUCCGACACGGUUUUUUUUGGGCAUGCGUAAUUAGACUGGCAGGAAUCAGAGGUCAAAUGUUGAUAUGAAGUUCAUUUUAAUUUUUGUAUUUAAUUGGAAUUAUUUAUUUGGAUGACGUGCAUUAAGCAAAGUGCUGUGACUUCUGGCUUCUGAUGCAUGUUUAUGAUUUAGUUGAAUCCAUACAGUUUGGGGCUGGAAGGGAGAAGAUUGGUUUUGCCUGACACAUGUAGUUGCUUGUUAUAAAGGAUAAAUUUUGUACGUUGAUAUUGCACGGCGGAGGUAGUGGUCAGGCAGGCGCAUGAAUGUUUUGGUUAUAAGGGCGGUCGUUUUUCUAUUAA